This is a messenger RNA of Rhagoletis zephyria (snowberry fruit fly), 873 nucleotides long. NCBI's taxonomy places the organism in Eukaryota, Metazoa, Arthropoda, Insecta, Diptera, Tephritidae. The record is from RefSeq and is a predicted model, not a curated record.
AUGGCCGGAAAAAAGCGCGUGGCCGAAAAUGCAUCGGCCAUCGACAACGAGGCUGAAGGCGCUGCCUCUGCUCCCAAGGCAACCAAAUCCAAAUCACGUGCCGCCAAGCAGCCGGUAACCAAACUCGAAACUAAACCAUUGCCAAAGACCCGAGGACAAAAAGCUGAUGAACAAGCAGCUACUGAUAAAGUUGUGACCGAACCAGCUGCUGUUCUAGUGGAGCCUACUGCCAACGGAAAAGAUGAGGCGAAGAAACGGGCUCGAAAAGGCAAAGGUGAGGUUACAGCUAAAUCUGUUAUCAAACUUGCCGAGCCAGUAGAGCAAGAAAAGAACGCAGAUGCAGAUGACGCCGCUCCAGAGUUGCCUAAAUCAGAUGUCAAACAGCCAAAUGGACGUGUUCGAAAAGCCAAAGCUACUGAGCCCAAAGUCGACUCUUCAAAAAUUCAAGAGAAAAAGGCAUCCCAUGUUAAAUCAAAGCCAGAAUCUGCCGCUGUAAGUAAUGAUGCUGCUAAGGCAAAGGCCACUAAGCCAAAACGAGGUGCAAAGAAAGGAGACGAACAUUUGGACAAUGUCGCCAAGGAAGAAUCUGUGGCCAAAGAGCCGGUCAAGCGCACUCGUAAACCAAAGGUUAACGAGGUUCCAACAGAGGAGACAGUGUCAGCUUCAGCUUUAGCUCCAGCUCUAGCUCCAAAAGAAGUGCCCAAGAAGCAAGCUCGAAAAGGCAAGGAAGCCAAGGCCGAGACCAUUGCUCAAGAGGAAGUGGAAGAGAAGGCAAUGGAAACUGGCGAUUCUCCUUCAGCAACUGUGCCAGCUAAACCAGCAAAGGACGGGCCUAAGAAGCGCACUCCCAAGGCUCGCAAAGCCAAGGCCUAA